AUGGUCAGAAUCAUGCGACGCAUCUGCGCUUUCCAGGCACUUCUUGGUUUACAGCAUGCCAGAAAUCUGGUGCUUGGUCUCCAAGCUUCUGAUACUGACCGUGUCAUCUCCGUCGAUGUGUCAGAUACAAUUGGAAGGUUGAAAAACCUCCAAGGGACUAAUAGUGCUGAUACCGGAGCAUCACUCGGCAAUGAUGAUAUUCAUAACAGGGACCCCAUCAUCGCGAAUGUCUGGUCGGAUUAUGGGAUCAAGCAUGUGCUCAUCUAUACAUGGCCCGAGGUCUUCCUUGGAUUUGAGGCCACGGGAGAAGCAGCAGAUCCGUUGAACAAUGCGAACUACAACUGGACCGAGGCAGACAGCUGGAUCCAUUUCGUUACCUCGCAUGGGGCAAAGGCCACAAUUCAGUACGCAGGAGACAUCCUAGAGUCGUCGCCCGAAACGGCAGGUAAAAUUGGGUUCAUGAUCACAGACCGAUAUAUGAACGGCGCCCAUGGCUCAGGCUUCUACGAUGCCCUCGAGCUUUUUGACUUUGACGCCGAAGCCGACCUUCAAAACACCCUAGACGUGCAAAGCGAUUACGAUUCGCUAUUCCCGCUUUUUGCGGCUUUCGCGCACGGUGUUGCAAAGGCCAGCGAUAAAGCUGGAGUCGGAGCCUGGGGAGGAAACCGAAUUUGGACAAGCUAUAAAAACUAUUCUCUUUACGAUCCCUUCGUCUCGCGCUUCUACAAGGACUGCAAAGAACAAAAUGUGCCCCUCAAAGCAGCCACUUUCCAUUUUACCAACUCUCAGUUUUCGUUUGAUCCAUACGACGUCCGCAGAGUCACCGAUAACUUCCGAGAGCAUGUUCUUAAACCAGCCGGAUUUUCCGACCUACCGAUAUGGAUGACUGAAUAUGAGCUUAACCCACCGGGAAUAAAGCCAACCCAAGACUCGCCUAUUGACCAGGCCUUUACAUGGCCAGGGUUUGGGUGGGGAGGGUCAGGCGCCGGAAACGCAUCAUUUGCACCCUGGUUCAAAAAGUCCGCAAAUGGAUCUGCUAUCGCUCUCAACCAAGCUGCAGCGUGGAGCCUACAAGCGCAGCUAAUUAGUGCGACCCCAGAGCGCGUCCAAGUCGAGGGAUCUUCAAACGAUGGGUUUGCAGUGCUUGCAGGUCGCUCUACCACCCCCGACGUCGUCCAAGUCCUGCUGAAUAAUUACCAGCCGGACUAUGAUAUGGUUUCUGAGAUCACAAAUGCGAUGCUUCCUUUUCUAAACGCUUCAACAUCAGCGUAUCCAAUCCUCCAGGAAAAUGGCCUAUUCAAUGGAGAACAAGCUUGUCUGAAGUCUAACAAUACGAGGUUCAUUGUGGCAGUUUGCAAUACGUUCCCCCAAGCAAAGGUUCGCGACAAUCGGACAAAACAGUACCAUCUCAUAAUUGAGAACCUCCCAUGGAAUGAAUCUGACGACUAUGAGGUGUUCCUCCACCGAGUCGGGGGACAGAACGUAUCCUCAAUCCAUACCCUCCAAAGCGGCCGGGAAUUGCAUGUGCCGAUUCCAGUCAAUGCCCAGGACCUAAUUACAAUUAAGCUGAGUGAUUCUGAAACUAGACGGGCUGCUUGA
Messenger RNA from Penicillium pulvis, 1599 nucleotides. RefSeq lists its product as uncharacterized. The record is from RefSeq and is a predicted model, not a curated record. NCBI's taxonomy places the organism in Eukaryota, Fungi, Ascomycota, Eurotiomycetes, Eurotiales, Aspergillaceae. The coding region runs from base 1 to 1599 and encodes 532 amino acids. The transcript has 19 exons.